AUUCUUAUUAUUAAACAAAAAAAGAAAAGAAAAAGAAUACUAGAAGGAUUGCUCUCCCUUCUAGAGGAGACAACACAUCAAGGUAAGGCUUAGAAGGAUCAUAUAGUAAUGGAAACAAAAGUAGUUGAAGACAUUGUGAUUGUGGGUGCUGGUAUUGCUGGCCUUACUACUUCCUUAGGACUUCACAGUGAUGCUCUUGCUCAUAGAUUGGGUAUCCCAAGUUUGGUACUAGAAUCUUCAGAUGCUUUGAGGGGCACUGGAUUUGCAUUAACAGCAUGGAAAAAUGCUUGGAAGGCCUUGGAUGCUGUUGGUGUUGGAGACAUCCUCCGCCAGCAACAUGUACAGCUUUUUGGGAAUGAUACUACUUCUUUGGUUACGGGUCAACAAACAUCAACUACUUCUUUCAGGGACAAAGGAAAGCACAGUGGAGGCUGUGAAGUUCGCUGUGUUAGCAGGCGAUUAAUGUUGGAAGCCCUUGCCAAUGAGCUUCCAAGUGGUACCAUGAGGUACUUGUCAAAGGUGGUUGCUAUUGAGGAAUCUGGCUUCUCUAAGAUAAUUCAUCUUGCUGAUGGAACAACCAUCAAAACCAAGGUAUUGAUUGGGUGUGAUGGAAUAAACUCUGUGGUGGCAAAGUGGCUAGGCUUCAAGGAGGCCUCUUUUACAAGGAGAUAUGCAGUCAGGGGUUGGGCAGAGUCGAAGAACAACCACGAGUUUGGGCCCAGGUUCAUGCAGUUCUUUGGCAAAGGUCUUCGAUCUGGUGCUAUUCCUUGUGAUGAGAAGUCCGUUUACUGGUUUUUCACUUGGACUCCCACCAGCCAAGACAAAAAGCUAGAGGACAACCCUGCUAAACUGAAACAAUUUGUGUUACACAAUCUUGAGAAGAUGUCAAGUGAUGUUAGAUCCUUCAUAGAAAAAACUGAACUAGAUGGUUUCCUAUCAGUUCCAUUGAGAUACAGACAUCCCUGGGAGAUCAUGUUUGGAAAUAUUAGUAAAGGCAAUGUUUGUGUUGCUGGAGAUGCUUUCCAUCCCAUGACACCUGAUCUUGGCCAGGGUGGGUGUAGUGCCUUGGAAGAUGGGGUUGUUUUAGCCAGGUGCAUAGCUGAGGCCUUCUCCAAAAAGCCAAUGAGACAUAUCAAAGAGAAGGAAGAAGAAGAAGAAGAAGACCAAUAUAAGAGGAUUGAGGAAGGCUUGAAGAAAUAUGCAAACGAGAGAAGAUGGAGAAGCAUUGAUCUCAUUAGUUCAUCUUAUAUUUUGGGUUCUAUUCAGCAGAGUGAUUCAAAAUUGGUUACCUUUUUGAGGGACAAAAUUUUGGCUUCAUUCCUAGCUAGUAUUUAUUUGAAGAAGUCAGAUUUCGAUUGUGGAAAACUAAAUAGCUCUUAGAGACGUAAUAUUAUGCUUAGUCCUUUAUUGUUGCCUUUUAUCUUGCCAUGUUAAUGUCCUUGUGGUCCGUCCUUGUUAUAUUUUUUAUGCUAAGAUUUUUUUUUUUUCUCACCAUUAUUUAUGUU
Gastrolobium bilobum is the source of this 1505-nucleotide messenger RNA. Its product is annotated as monooxygenase 3-like. The record is from RefSeq and is a predicted model, not a curated record. NCBI's taxonomy places the organism in Eukaryota, Viridiplantae, Streptophyta, Magnoliopsida, Fabales, Fabaceae. The transcript has 6 exons. The coding region runs from base 109 to 1380 and encodes 423 amino acids. Gene Ontology annotation, molecular function: FAD binding.